AUGAAAUAUAAAGUUUCAUUGGCAAGAAGAAUUGCUGAUAAUGUACGUGGCAGUAAACAAAUGAUGGAAAGCCCAAUUAAUCUAAGAAGGCAAGCAUUUCUGUAUUCCGUUCCUGCAUUGAUGAUAACAAGCCAUUUUGGCGGGCCAUCGCUGUUUGUGCUUUCGAUUCUAUCGUCCAUGGCUGCAUUUGCCAUAACAGACACGAAGGCCAAGAUGUGUGUGUCGAAUAUACUGUUUGUUGCUUCGCUGGUGUAUCCUAGGAUGUAUUUUGUAUGCUAUGGGUUUUCGAUUGCAACAGUAUACACCUCGAUAGGAAGCCUGUGUCUGGGAAAGACGAGAGACGAUGGGCUAAGGAUGGGGAUCGUUGCUGAGUCGAUUGGUUUGUUUGUGUCUUUGUGCUAUACGAUCAGUCCCGUGGUUUCAUUAUUUAUGGCAAUCGCGCAGUUUGCCAACAUUUACUACCUGGAUCGUCCUCCUGUAGAAAGCCAAGACCAUGGCCAAGCGUACAGCAGGAUGAACAAGCUUUUCAAGGGAGCGUCGUUUACAGACAAAGCAAGCGAGUACAAGGCAAUAGUUGGCAAGGAGAACGAUGUGCUGAUGCUCAAGGCCGACUUUCUAAUGCCUGUGGUGAUGAGUAGCUUGCCUGAUUCAUUGAAGGCGGCGGUGUGUUGCACGUCGUUUGUGUUUAUCAAGAAAUCGUAUUGGAUGUGCUUUGUGAUGUAUUCGUUUGUUAUUUUGUCAUCUAGAUGGAUGUGUGCGGUUCUUGCGUUUUUCUGUGAUUUUGUUCCUGGACACCCUGUGUAUCGACUGGUGAGUGUACAGGUUCUGCACGUAGCAUUGAAGGGAUAG
Messenger RNA from Ordospora pajunii, 849 nucleotides. RefSeq lists its product as uncharacterized. Bases 1 to 849 code for a protein of 282 amino acids. The record is from RefSeq and is a predicted model, not a curated record. Lineage: Eukaryota; Fungi; Microsporidia; Ordosporidae. The transcript has a single exon.